Molecule: messenger RNA, 630 nt
Organism: Aspergillus saccharolyticus JOP 1030-1
Lineage: Eukaryota; Fungi; Ascomycota; Eurotiomycetes; Eurotiales; Aspergillaceae
Exons: 3
Coding region: 87-566 (159 amino acids)
Source: RefSeq, a predicted model, not a curated record
CAACAACAACAACAGCCCUGAAAGACUUUUGAGAUCCUCCUCCAAAUCAUCUCAGCGACCCGAGAGAAAUUUCCACUACAGUCAAAAUGAAGUUCUCCACUGCUACCGUUGCUGCCCUUGCCAGCGCCAUCACCGCCACUGCCGCCUCGCUCCCCGAGCGCUUCUCCCUUGUCGCGGACGACAACAGCGCCGUCCUCACUGAUGGCCAGUACCUCUACAUCGGCAAUGCUACCUCCGCCGACCAUGUCCCUGUCGUCCUGACCGCCAACUCCGCCGGCGCUCUCACCUACCUCGCCGACGGCGCCGUCCCCACCGCCUUCCAGAACCUCUACAUCGUCGAGAACUCUGUUGCGCCCGCCCAGUUCACCGUCCCCCACUCUGGCAACAUGCCCGAAGGUGCCAACAUGACCGGUUUCGGAGUCAACGAGGACGGCCAGCUCACCCACGGCGGCAAUGCCUGGUUCGCCAUCGACGGCUACGGCGAGGCUGAGGAGAAGACUGUGUUCUGGUACGGCGCUCACAACUCCGAGUACAUGUCUGCCUACUUGACUGUCAAGGAGGCUUGAUCCCGUGGUAGUGUUUGCACUGUGGGAUGUGGUAAUAGACAGAUGUAUAUAUUGGAAAAAUUUC